Molecule: messenger RNA, 336 nt
Organism: Gryllus bimaculatus (two-spotted cricket)
Lineage: Eukaryota; Metazoa; Arthropoda; Insecta; Orthoptera; Gryllidae
Source: the annotation of a GenBank genome assembly
AUGUUGCGUUGCAGCUACGGCGCGGGCUACGACCUGGCGGCGCGGCGGAAAAACGCGACACGCGAGUCCACGGCGACGCUCAAGGCGUGGCUCAACGAGCACAAGAAGAACCCGUACCCCACCAAGGGCGAGAAGAUCAUGCUGGCCAUCAUCACCAAGAUGACGCUCACGCAGGUCUCCACGUGGUUCGCCAACGCGCGCCGCCGCCUCAAGAAGGAGAACAAGAUGACGUGGGAGCCCAAGAACAAGACGGACGACGACGAGGACGCCGUCGUCUCGGACGGCGACGACAAGGACAAGGACGACCUCGACCGGCGCGACGACAAAGGUGAGUGA